AUGUUCACCUUGGUGUUCCUCGAUCCUUCCCUAAGCAAUAACACCGAUCAAAGCCAAUUGCACCUUCUCGCAGGUGGAGAAUGGUGCAGCGUCGUCGGUGGUGCCGACAACUUCAGGGUAUGUGUCGCUAAUGGCGCCCGGAGUGUUGAUGUUCUUGCAUGCCCACCAGUUGUAGUUCACAAUCUUGGCAUUGUCGCCGAUGUCGAGUGGAACUGGGUUCGAGUAUCUGUUGGCGAAUGUCAUGAGGUUGGCUGUAGUACCGGCAUCGCCCAGGUAUUGCAAGGCAUAUUGGUUUCCAUUUUCAGGGGUGAAGGUGAGGAUGUUGCUGUCGGAGAUGUCGUAGGUGGAGGGGGUGGAGUCCACGAAACCUUCACCGAAAUUGGCUCCGAACUUGGUGCUAAGGUAGCCAAUGUUGUUUCCAAUAGGGUCAAGGACGGCGACUUGGACUGGUCCAGUGACUUGAAUUGGGGCGGCGGAUGCAAUUGCAAUUGUUGCAAGAGUGGCGAGAGUGAAUUUCAUUGUUGGAGGUGGUUGUUUGAAGUGGUUGUUGAUGUGAUGAGGAUUUCAGAAAAAGCUCCGAAGUGGGCCCUUUUUAUACUCGUGGUUUGUGCUUCUGUAAAUUUUUUUUGCAGCCAGUGGGGUUUCAUGCAGAGAUACCUAUUUAGCCGUUUCAGUUGUCGCAUCUGA
Molecule: messenger RNA, 687 nt
Organism: Australozyma saopauloensis
Lineage: Eukaryota; Fungi; Ascomycota; Pichiomycetes; Serinales; Metschnikowiaceae
Exons: 1
Coding region: 1-687 (228 amino acids)
Source: RefSeq, a predicted model, not a curated record